Messenger RNA from Schizosaccharomyces japonicus yFS275, 2748 nucleotides. Its product is annotated as R3H and G-patch domain-containing protein. The transcript has a single exon. Gene Ontology annotation, molecular function: nucleic acid binding. The record is from RefSeq and is a predicted model, not a curated record. NCBI's taxonomy places the organism in Eukaryota, Fungi, Ascomycota, Schizosaccharomycetes, Schizosaccharomycetales, Schizosaccharomycetaceae. Gene Ontology annotation, cellular component: cytoplasm; nucleus. Bases 264 to 2450 code for a protein of 728 amino acids.
GUCUUUCAUACCGUAAUAGCCGCAUAUCCCUGUAAUCCUACUCGUAUUGGUGGCCAGCGGCUGUUCACCUUACUACUACCAUCAACACCACACUAAUUCGCAACUUAGUAAACCAGAAAGACUUGUUGAUUACCUGUUUUUAGAUUUUUUUUGCUGUUUUUUUUUCUGUUCUUCUUUUUAAUUUACGUGGAUUUAACGGCUCAACAGAUUUAUUUUUUGUGUUAUUUUUUUUCCCUUAUUUUCUAAUACGACCUGCAUGAAUAAUGUCUAAGAAAUCAAACUCUAGAUUUUCAACUCGCAGAAAUGUUCGCUUUCGAGGCUUUAAAGGUUUUGCAGCUCGAGAGUCUUUGUAUACCGAUUCUUCAUCUCGGAUAAGUUCGUGGAACAGACUUGAAUUUGUGAAAGCCAAACACGUAUUCAAUCCGAAUGACCUACUGACUGGAUUGGUUUCAACAUCAUCUCAGUCUUCCCUAUUGUCUGAUAAGAAGCCUUUGGCCACAUCGACACCUUUUUCCUCUACAAGUGCCAUGUCUACCCUGAAUAAUGUUAUGAACGAACCAAAUGAUUUCUCCAAUAACCUUGGUGACGACGAGGAAGUGUCUACUCGGCCCGUAUCCGAACAAGGUGAUUCCGAAGAUAGUCUCAAGAGGCGUUCUGAGCAGCAGCUUGAGAACUCUACUCUAAUGGAAAUUUCUGAGGUGCCAUCGAAUGGCAGCAACGAAGAACAAAGUGCUUCAGACAGUGAAGAGGAGAUUUUAUUCGUUCCCAUUGGUGCAACUCUUACUGCAAACAAUAUGAACAAUGCCAACGAUUCAUCCGCUGUCACGAUAGAACCCCCCUCUACAAUUGACACUGUUACCCACUCUCUCGAGGACUGUCAUGUGGCUAAUGACACUACACCCGAGUCCACUGUAGUUGAAGACCAGACCCAGUCAAAAGCAGCAUUAACCGUGCCCAUUUUAGACAACGAUGCUUCAGGCUCGACAACACCUCAGUUAUUCCUUGACGCCGAAUCCGUACUGUCAACGGAGGCUACUGCUGAGGAGGAUGAGUUCAAGAAUGGGGUGAGUGCUGUCAGUUCUUCCGCUUCUCUAGUUCAAGAAGAAGUGUCAGCUGUUUCUUCCUCCCUUACCAUUCCAAGCGAAACGGAUGAGGAAAUUGAAUCUUCAAUGGUUGACCAUGAACUAGAAUCCACUGAGGAUGAUACGGAAGUGGACGAUACAGUGGAUAAUAAUGUCAGUGUUAAUGAAGAUGACACGCGAAGUGCACACGAAGAAGGUGUGCCCUCUUCUAAUGAUUUUGCUCAGCAUUCUACUACUUCUGUCACCUCUCCCGCACCCCUUCUCUCCCCCUCCUUGUCCGACGAUGAAGAAGAUGAGGAGGAGGAGCCACUAGAAUACUCUUACAGUGAGCUUGCUAAUGAAGACGCUGAUGAUGGAUCUCCAAAUGUGCUGAAUGAAGAAUUUGAAUUCAUUCUCAAUGAGUCCAUAGACGGCGAAACAGCUUCGGAGAAUUCGGAAGACGAGUCUUUCAGUGGCAACCGUUUCGCAGCUCUCCAGAAUGACUUUACCGUGUAUGAUUACUUUGAUAACUACGAGCCCAAUGGCUCUGCCAUCGGUGCAGCCGAAUCUUCGGUGGACGAAGAAGAGGAGCCUGUUCCGGUGACAAAGAUGAAUCGAAAACAACGCAAGCUGUUAUUAAGACAGGCUCGUAAAGACAAGAAAAAGGCCAUCAAAUCAGCAACGAUUUCCGGCAACUACGAUUUCGAUGAUGAUGAUCUUGAGGAGGUGCUAAACUACGAACAUCUUCAAGAACAAUGGCUGAAGGAUCGUAGCAAAAAGGCGGGUCGACGUCGUGAGCGAGAAUUACUUCGUGCCGAAGGUUUGCUUGGGAAGAAGAAGAAGAAUAAGAAGAUCAACAAGAAGUUGGCUAAGGCCGGCGACGCACUUGUUUCAGCCAAUGGUGCUUCGUAUCUGCGCAAUCCUUCCGCUUUUUAUUUGGAAAUACAUAAAAAAAUUAAGGAGUUUUUGGUUUCUGACAAACAGGAGAUUUCCUUCCCGCCAAUGCCAAAAAAGCUGCGCAAGGAUAUCCAUAACUUGGCAUAUCAGUUCGCCCUCAAAUCUUCUAGUCAAGGACAAGGCCAGCAACGUUUCCUUUCGCUGUACAAGACACGUGCAACUGGAUUCAUUGACACUACCGUUGUUCAGUCAAUGGAGUUUUCCUCCAAGACUACUCGUCUUCUGCGCAAGUCUGCCUCUACAGCAAAGGUCUUUGAGGGUCAGAUUGUUGGUGAGAAUGCGCCUGAAAUUAGCCAAGGAAAUCGUGGACGACGUUUGCUGGAAGGAAUGGGCUGGGAUGCUGGACGUGGUUUAGGCACAGCUGAGAAUGAGGGUGUGCGUUCUCAUCUCCAGGCUGUUGUUAAACUUUCUCGUUUUGGUCUUGGUGUUUAAUCUAAUCGCUGAUAUGACUUUUUGUUGAGUGUCUUCUUCCUACUAAUGUCGCUAAUGCUUCAACCUGUUUCCUAUUGCUUCACUUUUUCCCCUUUUCUGUUUUAUGGCCUUUACGUUAACGAUGCCGGACGCCUUUGUCUGCGUCCCCUGUUUUACGUUCGUUUUCACCGGACCGUCGCAGACGUUUUCGUUCCGUUCCGCGACAUAAUUUACUAUCAAAUUACACUUCCAAUCAUUAUUAGUUUCGUAAAUACAAUUGACACAAGUGUGGAUCUUCCACCACCUCAGCUCACCCAUA